AUGUCCUUUCCACCUCCUCCAGGUCUCAAACAGACGUCCUCAUCACUCCCACCCCGACCACCGCCAUCCACCGCGCAGCCCUCUGCCGGCGCGGCUGCUAGCCAUGGCGGCAACUCGCGACCAUCGGGCUACAAUGCCUUCACGGCGUUCCAGCCGCGCUCCGUAGCCUCCAGCCAGCCAUACCGCACCAGCAGCCUGGCGGUGUCGGCAGCACCCGUUUCCUCCGCUGGGUACGCGGCCCCGGCGACCAACUAUACCAACUAUUAUCAACAGCCUCAAUCCUACCAGAGCGGGCCCUCCUACUACGGACAAGCCCAGUACAACGAGAACACCUACGGUCCGACCGUACCGCACAUCCAAAACCCUUUCGGCUCCACUCCCAACCAGUCUAAUUAUGGAGGGCGACAGAACUUUGGCCGUGACUCUGGGGUGGACCAUGAUACCGAGGCUCAAAUCGCGCAGUGGCAGAGUGCCUACGCGAAUCCCAACGAGGACCCCGGCAGACGCCGGGAAGGCAACCAGCCCGGAACUGGCGCCAAUACAGGGACUGUGACGCCAUCCACUGUGGGGGUCGGCACUCCUCUCCCCCAGCCCGAGUCGCAGAAGACGGUUGCUCGAUCCGGCGGUGGUCAGACGUGGACUGAUUCUACGCUGCUGGAAUGGGACCCGGCCCAUUUCCGCUUGUUCGUGGGUAACCUGGCAGGCGAAGUAACGGACGAGUCCUUGGUCAAGGCAUUUUCCCAAUACCCGUCAGUACAAAAAGGACGGGUCAUCCGCGAAAAGCGCACGCAGAAGAGUAAGGGGUAUGGGUUUAUCAGUUUCAGCGAUGGUGAUGACUACUUCAAAGCGGCGCGAGAGAUGCAAAACAAGUACAUUGGCUCGCACCCGAUUCAGCUUCGCCGAGCUACGACGGAGGUCCGCCCCACAAACCCGAAGAACGGGAAGAAGCACGGUGGUGGCGCUCGAGGAAACCAACCGGGCAGCAAGGUGAAGCAUGACGGUGUCAAGAAGUCGGGCAAGACCAAGGGCGGAUUGAAGAUUUUGGGUUGA
This is a messenger RNA of Penicillium alfredii, 1050 nucleotides long. Its product is annotated as RNP domain protein. The transcript has a single exon. Gene Ontology annotation, molecular function: mRNA binding. The coding region runs from base 1 to 1050 and encodes 349 amino acids. Lineage: Eukaryota; Fungi; Ascomycota; Eurotiomycetes; Eurotiales; Aspergillaceae. The record is from RefSeq and is a predicted model, not a curated record.